AUGGAGAAGAUGAGUGUUGGUGUCGAGGAAGAGGAGGGCAGAGCAGAGUCUGAUAUGUUUGACUGUCUGUCUAUGAAGAGUGACCGGUCUAAAGGUCAUCCACUGGUCUUCAGUAAAGAACCAGGACCCCCAGAGGAGGACAGAACAAAGUCUGUUAUCUCCAGCUGUCUGUCUAUGAAGAGUGACCGGUCUAAAGAUCCUCCACCGCUCUUCAGUAAAGAACCAGGACCCUCAGAUUCACAGUAAGAGAAACACUUUUCAAUCACCAAACUCUCAAACAACAUCUGACGUUUCAAAUACAAAACUUUAAAUCCUGACCCCUCUGUUUUCUCCUCUGUUCUCAAAACACUGAUUUUCCUCUUGAACCUGCCAACCUGGAUAAAAUUCAAUUCAAUCCAACUUUAUUUAUAAAGCCCAUUUCAUGCAAAAGGCAGACUCAAUGUGCUUCGCAACAGGUGUACAUAGUUAAAAACAGUUAUACAAAAAUCUAAUAGCAAUCAGUGUAAGAGUGUAAGUGCAAGUCAAUCAACUUCACCGCGAAUGCUACAGAAAUCUGUUUUUAAAGAUGGCUACUGAUGUGUCUAACUGUGUCAGGCAGGGUGUUCCAUUUUUGUGGGGAUUUAACACUCAAAGCUGCCUCCCCUUAUUUGGAUCUGGUGUGAGGGAUGAGUAAGUUGCCACUGCCUGUUGACCAAAGUGUUCUUGCUGGGGUGUAGGUGAUGAGCAUAUCUGUGAUGUACUGAGGUGUAAGGCCAUGUAGUGCUUUGUAAACCAGGAGGAGUAUUUUGAAAUCGAUUCUUGUCCUAACGGGUAACCAAUGUACAGAUUUGAGAACGGGUGUGAUGUGUUGAUAUUUUUUGGUACCAGUGAGAAUACAUGCAGCUGCAUUUUGAAUUAACUGUAACCUCUGAAGACUUGAUUUUGGGAGUCCAGUGAAUAAAUCGUUACAGUAAUCCAGUCUACUUCUUAUAAAUGCAUGGAUGAAUUUUUCUAAGUCUGAUUUUGACAGAAAGCCCCUCAGUUUGGAGAUAUUUUUGAGAUGAUAGAAGGAUGAUCUUGAAUUAAAUCUUGUAAUGGAUAAAAGGCUGGUAAAGAAAAAGUCACUGAGCACAGAUUUACUUAUUAUUCCUAAUGUUGAUAAAAAUGAAGGUCGUAUAAAACAGCAUUUGAAAAGGAUUCUGACUUCUUGUAUUUUCUGAUUUGGUUCCUGUGUUUGGGACGUUGUGAGCCUGUUAGUCUUUGGACUGUGGUGUAUAGACCCCAGAAAACAGUCUGUGGGUCACAAAAUACCAGAAGACCAAAGAAGAAAUAAAUCCUGAGAAAUAAAAACAUAAUUCAGAGCAUCUGUCUGUUAUUAGACCUUUAGAUCUGAUUGGUCAAAAAAAAAGUUUUAAACUGUCAGAGAAAAUCUCUCUACCUUCAAAAAUCACAGUUUAGUUUUUUCUCUUGUCACGACACUUUCAGACAGCAGCAGCUGAAUAUUUUACAGGAGAUUGUUUUAUGUUAGAGAAAAGAGAAACUCUGGUUUAAUAAAUGUUUCUUAUUCUGUAUCUUUCAAACAUGAAAUAAUAAAGAAAUGUUCUUUAUUUCCACAGAGAGACACAGAGAUGUGACUCUGUGGAGGAGCAGCUGUCCAGAUGUUCUUUAUGUCAGGAUGUCCUGAAGGAUCCAGUCUCUACCCGCUGUGGACACCAGUCUCCUUCUUCAGGACACACCUCCUGUCCCCAGUGUGGAAAAAGAACCAGAACAGUUCUUGUUUUUCAGACAGACAGCCAGUCCAGCUCUGAUCGAAGUAAGUCUGAACACCUUUAAACCCUAAAUUAUACAAUUUCUGCCUGAAUUAUUUUGCUUAUUUUAGCCAUAAAAUUGGCAGAAAAUGUCCUAUGAGUGAGUGCUUUUUUAUUCAUUGGCUUUCAACCCUGCAUGAGACUCGGCUCCUGUUUUAGUGUUUUAUGGUUUGUUUUUAGUUAUUUGUUUCUAUGUUUUUAAAUUAGUUUUUAAAAUUAUUCAAACUAUAUUUUACUUUUUAAUAUCUGCUUUUAUUUUUUCCACUGUUUUAAUUGUUUUUUUAUGUCUAUGCUUUUUUGUCUAUUUAUGUACAGCACUUUGGUUGGCUGUGGUUGUUUUUAAGUGCUUUAGAAAUAAAGUUGAGUUUUACCCAUUUUUCCAGAACACUUAAAACUUUCAAUAUCUGGCUGUCAUUUACGAUUUACUGUCUGUUAAAAAACUUUAACAUUUUAAGAUAAAGAAAAACACAAAAACGGAAUACGAUUUUUUGAGUUUUAAUGAGAAAAAACAGAAAAUAUUCAUGAACAACAGAUUUUUCAUUUGAAAUAAAAAAAAAUUAAAGAGUAUCAAACAUAUUUACAACAAAAACUUUGGAGUGCUGUCUCUCCAAGUGCAAAAACAGGCUAAAUAAAUACAACUAUGUCCAGGCGUUUCUCCCCGUUUCUCCUCUCUCACUCAGAGGUCUUUGUGAAACUGUCAGAAGCUGUUCCUUUCUGUCUGCAGACACAGACCCACAUCACACCCCUCACACUUCCAGACAGUUCUCCUUAUGACAAAGUUUGCAGCGUCGUCUCCUCAUGCUAGUUCUUUGAGACUUCAGCUGUCCAUGGCUUGUUUGGGCACGUAGCUAUACUCUACUAUAAACAGUGCGCAUUUCUGCGAAGUGGAUGUAAUUCUCGGGGGGCAUGUGUUUCUCGGCAACACAUCAACGGCUGCAAAUGAGAAACCAACAAGAGAAAACCGCCGAAGAUGAAAACUUUCUAGUAAAAAGAAAAGCCACGUCACUAACCAUUGAAGACGAAUACUCGUUGAUUAAAAGAAAAGCAACGUCACUUACCAUUGAAGAUGAAUACUCGUUGAUUAAAAGAAAAGCAACGUCACUUAUCUGUAAUUAUUUCGGUAACAAAAAGGAUGACGUCACCUAACACCUGUUCUGUGUCGGCAGGGCCUUUCAUCUGUUUCCACAAUAACGUCCCAGCAGAACAAUAAAAACUAAAAAUAUCUCUAAGACGGACAGAAGCCAUUCUACUAACAUUCACUAAAAGAGGGAAGAUCAGUGCAGGUUAACUGUCCUCAAGAUUUCAGCAGAAAGUCAGAUUCAGAUCAUCUGCUGAAAAUUCCUCUAUUUUUUAAUAUCGCUUAUAUAUCACAGGGUUGAACAACUUUUUAAUGUUAGUGUUUUCUAAUAUCAUGCUGUCUUAAUAGGCACACGUUAAUACAAGCUUACUGCCUUAGCAUGGUAUUCUAAUAAAGUCACAACAGGUUAUAAGUGUUGAUUUACUCAUAAAAUAACGUAAAUAAACUAAAAACGACACAGAGAGCGCUUCAUUCAUCCAGAAACCAACACAGAAAAUCAACCAGUCAAACUUUACCUUUCUCUGUCUGAAGUUGCUCUGAAAGCUUCUCCAUCGGUCCCAAAGUCGUCUGAAAACCUCAGUGGAGGUUUUCUCACUCAGGAAGGAUUUAUCACAGACAUUUUCCUUUGAAAUAAUCCCUUUUUUGUCACUUUUCUCUCUUUUUGCUCCGUUUCUCUGCUCCGUUGUUUGUCUAUCUACUGCUUUCUUUGUGAGGGGGAAAGGGGACGGAGAGACAGAUUUCCUCUCUAAACAGCAGGAGUGAAAUUACCGUAAUAACCGUUUAUUGACCGUGUGGCGCAACUUCUCAGCUUUCAGAAACCGUUGGAGAUUUUUUUUUGAUAGAACAAACUACCGCAAAGUUACGGUAAUUGAAAGAGCGCCUGUGUAAAGGUGUCGGCGCCGACAGACUGUGAGGAAAAGUCUGUGUGGAUGAAAACUCAGCUGACUGAUUUUCACAAAGACGUUUCAGUGUUGAGAAGUUUGGUUCAUUUUAUUUUUCUUCUCUUUCAGAAGAUGGCCUCCCGCAGGAGGUUUUAGAUGAACAUAAGAUCAGUCUGAAGAGGAGAUGUGAACGUGUGAAUGAAGGAAGUGAUGAAACAGGAAGUAGUCAAACCCUCCUCAACAGGAUCUUCACUGAGCUCUACAUCACAGAGGGACUGAGUGAAGAGGUGAACACCCAACAUGAGGUGAGACAGCUGGAGACUACUUCAAAGAUGAAGACCCUCCAUGACACGUCCAUCAAGUGUCAUGAGAUCUUUAAAACCUUACCUGACCAACAGAAGAAGCUCAUCAGAGUGGUUCUGACCAACGGCGUGGCUGGUGUUGGAAAAACCUUCUCAGUGCAGAAGUUCACUCUGGACUGGGCAGAGGGUUUGGAGAACCAAGACCUCCAUCUGGUGGUCCUGCUUUCAUUCAGGGAGCUGAACCUGAUCAGAGAUGAGCGCUUCAGUCUUCUGAGUCUGCUCCAUAUUUUCCAUCCAACCCUAGAGAAGGUCACAGCAGAGACGCUGGCUGCCUGUAAACUUCUGUUCAUCUUUGACGGUCUGGAUGAAAGCAGACUGUCUCUGGAUUUCACAGACUCUGAGGUGGUGUCUGACGUCACACAGAAGUCUUCACUCAACGUUCUGUUAACAAACCUCAUCAAGGGGAACCUGCUCCCCUCAGCUCUCAUCUGGAUAACUUCUCGACCUGCAGCAGCCAAUCAGAUCCCUCCUUCACAUGUGGACAGGAUAACAGAAGUACGAGGCUUCAAUGACACCCAGAAGGACGAGUACUUCAGGAAGAGGUUCACAGAUGAAGAUCUGUCCAGAAGAAUCAUCUCACACAUCAAGUCUUCCAGGAGCCUCCACAUCAUGUGUCAGAUCCCGGUCUUCUGCUGGAUCACUGCUACAGUUCUGGAGGACAUGAUGAGCAGAGAGCAGAGAGGAGAGCUGCCCAAGACCCUGACUGACAUGUACUCACACUUCCUGCUGGUCCAGACUCAGAGGAAGAAGCAGAAGUAUGGAGGAGGACAUGAGACAAGUCCUCAGGAGCUGAUGGAUGCUGACAGUGACGUCCUCCUGAAGCUGGGGAGGCUGGCCUUUGAACAUCUGGAGAAAGGAAACAUCAUGUUCUACCAAGAAGACCUGGAGCGGUGUGGUCUGGAUGUCUCAGAGGCCUCAGUGUACUCAGGAGUUUGUACAGAGAUCUUCAGAAGAGAGAGUGUGAUCUUCCAGAAAACUGUUUACUGUUUCGUUCAUCUGAGCGUUCAGGAGUUUCUGGCUGCAGUCUACAUGAUCCACAGUUUCACAAACAGGAACACAGAAGCUCUGGAGACUUUCCUAAGAGGCAACGAAGAUGAAGAUGAAGAUGAAGACGAAGAUGAAGAUGAAGAAGAAGACGAAAUGUUUUCUUCAGCGAUGGUUUCCAGAUCUUUUAAAAACCCGGAUAACUCUUUUUCAUCUCUGGAUGUCUUCCUGAAGAGUGUCAUGGAGAAAUCCCUUCUCAGUAAAAACGGUCACCUGGACCUGUUUGUUCGCUUCCUUCAUGGACUCUCUGUGGAGUCAAACCAGAUACUCUUUGGAGGUCUGCUGGGUCACACAGACAACAGUCGAAAAAUGAUCCAAAGAGUCAUCAACAAUCUGAAGGAGAUGAACAGUGAAGAUAUCUCUCCUGACAGAAGCAUCAACAUCUUCCACUGUCUGAUGGAGAUGAACGAUCUGUCAGUUCAUCAGGAGAUUCAAGAGUUCCUGAAGUCAGAGAACAGAUCAGAGAGACUUUCAGAGAUCCACUGCUCUGCUCUGGCCUACAUGCUGCAGAUGUCAGAGGAGGUUCUGGAUGAGUUGAAUUUAAGGAAUUAUAACACAUCAGACCAGGGACGACUGAGACUGAUCCCAGCUGUGAGGAACUGCAGAAAGGCUCAGUAAGUCCAGGUUUUAUUCUCAGAAUAGUGUAAAUGAUCCCUGUAGUUCUUCUAAUGUCCACGUUACUGAUGAUGUUCUUCUUCAAAUAGAAAUCCACUCAAAUAUCAGGGAGGGGGUUUCUUUAGCAAAAACAUGAUCCUGGUGUCUAAAGUCCUGUUAGCCCAGGAUGAGGUCUACCUGUGGACCCCUGAGAACUUGUCCUGAUUGUGAAGGACCUCUUUGUUUUGAAUCGUGUCUGUAAUGAAUAAAGUGGAACUUUGAGGACAAAUCAGCGACCAUAUCUGAGGACACACAGAGGUCUUCUGAUGAUGGUAUCAGUCCAGAUCAACAUCUCAGUCAGUUGUGGUGAACUUGAGUUUGAAGAAGGUGUCUGCAGCUUCUUCCUGCUGGUUUUCAGGUUGGAAAUGAUGAAUCAGUUGUAAAUGAGGGUGUUGACAGCAUUGAUGGUGAAAAUAGAACUGGAUCAUUUUCUACACAGUGGCAGAACUGUCUCUGUACCAUCAUGUUCAUCAUAUUGUCCAUAUUGAUCCUCCAUGUUGAUAUUAUCUGGACUCAUUAUUUGAUACCUCACUUCAUGAUUUAGUGUAAACAUUUAAAAAAGAGAAGAAAACAUGUUCAAAGAUGAAUCUCUUUUAUUUCCUCUGACUCUAAAUUUUUCUUUCUGCAUCAAACACACAAACUAGAAAAAUUCAAUCUGUGAUUUUUAUAGGAGUCAUGAGAACGUACACCCCCAGAGUUCAAAUAACCUCAACCCUAACUUUGACCACAGUUCUUUAAGUUUUACUUUGUUUUUAUCGUUUAACUAUCAUGAAGUAUUGGACGAUAAUGUGCCGAGAGAGAGAGACAGAGAGAGAGACAGGGAGAGAGACAGGGAGAGAGACAGGGAGAGAGAGCGAGAGAGAGAGAUGACCAUAGCCCAAAGACAGAGGUACAAUAGGUCUUUGUCACUGUCUCUUAAAGGUCUCUCUGGAUUCAUCAGGCUUUAUAAACUUGUUUCUGCUGGUGAAGGGAAUGUUACAUGGAGAAAAAACUUUCAUUGUGAAAACAAAAAAAUCUUCAAAUGUUCAGAGUCAAACCAGCUCUAACCUGCUAAAAAAAUGAUUUUAUCUGAACCAAUCAGAGAAAAAGGAGCUGCUGCUAUGAUUUAGUGAGUCGUCCUCUGAUUGGUCAACAGUCAGUGUCUAUGGAAAGACUUACAUUACAGCAGGAUGUCAACAUUAAACACUGAGAGGAGCACUGAUCCUCCAAGAGGUACUUUGGAUACUAACCAAUCACAUACCAGGACCAACAACCUGGUUCUCAGUCCCCUUCUCCAACCAGAACUCAAACAUCAAAUUACCCUUUAAUUCAAUAUUGUUUGAUAUUUAUGUUGUUACAGACUUUCAUUCUGUGGACUCUCAGAGACUCACUGUGAAGUUGUGGCCUCAGCUCUGAAGUCCAACCCCUCCCAUCUGAGACAUCUGGAGCUGAGCUUAAACUCUCUGCGGGAUUCAGGAGUGAAGCUUCUCUCUGCAGGACUGGAGAGUCCAAACUGCAGACUGGAGACUCUGAUGUGAGACACCAUUUCCUUCUGAUCUAACAAUAAGAUGUGACAGCUGCUGCCUUAGAUUUUUCUCUGUGGUUUUUCCAUCAACUUUGGUCGAGCAGUUUGAAUUUGUCGUUGUAAAACUUCAACACAGGAAGAAAAAUCCGACAUUUCAGAGUUGACUUUGAGGAGAACGAUGGAUGUAGAAAGGAAGCAGGAGAAAAUCAGUCCCACAAAUAUUAUACAUGCUUGUAGAGGGCAGGAGCAGCACAGACUAAAGGCUGAUAUUGAACUGAUCCACAGUUAAUGUGAUCACUAAUGAAUGAAUGAAGUGUCAGAGAAAUGAUGAGCUGCAGAUUGAAACCUGAAGAACAAAGUUAAUCCAACUCUGGAGAUUUCAUUUGGAAACUCUUGAAAACUUGAAUUUCUUCUUUGCUCAGUCGUGUUCAAAUGUAAAAACCAGAUCCAGAUUAUCAUUAACAUCAUUAACAUGAUGAUGUGUGGUCUCUGUUUGGCAGAGCGCUGAUGUUACAGUCUGAGAGCACAUUCAGGUUCAGCUUCACAUGGGCUGGAUCUGCUCAAUACAAACUCUUGAGACCAGCCUGGUUGAGGGAGGUGGGCUCAGUGUCCUGGGUGACUCUCUCUGAGCUCUUCUUGGUUGAGAGUAUUUCUGGUUUGUCUCUGACUUCCAUGAACUCAGAUCUGGAGGAUUGCUGGCUGGUCCGGUCCAGUUCUGACAGUAGAGACAACACAGUCAGUUAUUCUGGGUUGAGUGUUCUUGUUGAAGAUCAGUGUACAGUGAGGGAUGAAGGCAGACAAAGAUCCUCCUGUUUCCUCCAUGUCACAGUUCAAGUUCAUUUUGAAGACUUUGAUUGAUCCGAGCACUGAAGAGGAACAGGAAACGUGGAGUAGAGAGUGAGGGGGGACUUACAGCAAAGGAUCAUGGGAGUCCAACCAGAAACUGCUGCAACAAGGACUCCACCUUCUGAACAGCUGAACCUCUAAUCCAAACCAGUGCUCCAUCACAUUUGAUGUCUUGUCUGUUAUUUUACAUGGAGGGUCAGAGCAGACCAGAUCAUGAGCUCUGACAGACUGGAUCUGGUCCAAAGGUCUCCUGUUGGAGUUCUCUAAGCUCCAUAUUUUAAACCUGAACACCUGAAGUUUGAUUAUUAAUUAUUUUUAUCUUCAUUCUCUUUCCUUUUUUCAGACUGAGGAGCUGCAGUUUGUCAGAGAUCAGCUGUUCUUCUCUGGCCUCAGCUCUGAAGUCCAACCCCGACCAUCUGAGACAUCUGGACCUGAGCGGAAACGAUCUGCAGGAUUCAGGAGUGAAGCUGCUGUGUGAAUUUGUGCAGAGUCCAAACUGUAAACUGGAGACUCUGAGGUGAGACUUUUUCCUCCAUUCAAACAUGAUCAUGAUUUGUUUGUGAUGAUGACACUAAAUUGCUGACUCAGGACUGAAAUACUGACCCAGACUGAACACCUUCAGUCCAGAGUAGAUUUUCUGCAUCAGUGGAUUAUUUGAUUGACUCCAGUUCGAUCACUGCUGAGCUCCAGUGAAUUAAAACCUGAACACAAGAAGAAAACUCUUUGUAGAGUUCACAGUGAGAAGCACAUUCAGACAGAAAACAGAAGCAGGGGGAGAUUUGUCAGAUGAGAACCACUCAAACUUUUGUUCAGGACAAGAUCAGGGAACAGAAAAAACUCAGAGUUUAGUUUCUGACACUGAUGAAAGUCCAGCUCUGUUACUUUGAAUUUUGUUUUUAAAUCUUUGUGUGAAAAUCUGAAUUUUAUGGUUUAUCUGCACUUUUCUGAAGUCUUACUGUGUUUCUCUUAUUAUUAUAUAUAUUAUAUAUAUACUCAUUAUUUCCUCUUUAUUUAGGUUGAGGAGCUGCAGUUUGUCAGAGAUCAGCUGUUCUUCUUUGGCCUCAGCUCUGAAGUCCAACCCCUCCCAUCUGAGACAUCUGGACCUGACUGAAAACAAUCUGCAAGAUUCAGGAGAGAAGCUGCUGUGUGAUCUUCAGAAGAGUCCAGACUACAUACUGGAGUAUCUGCUGUCAGUAUAGAGUUGGAGUUAGUCUGUGCUGAUCUCUCCUGUUCCUCUCCACACAGUAUCACAGCAGAUAUUCAGUAUUUCCUGCUGACUCUUCGACCCUCUCAGAGGAUUCUUUCUUUAGUGAAGCUGUGAGAACAGAAAUCAUCAAACCAGGAGUGUAAGAGUGUCAGUGAUGAAAAAAGUGUCUCCUCGUCUCUAUAUUUCAGAUCAAAUGUAGAAAUGAGACAUAAUGAAACAGAAAUGUUCAGUUUCUGCUCUGAAGUCCAGUUUAUAGUUCUCUGUAUUCAACACAGACUUUAUUUCUCUGCUAACUUGUUGAUUUUGAGCUCUAAGUCUGAAAACAGACAGCUGUUCUUUAUACUUGUUAUUUUCACAGCAGGUUUGUUCGAUCAGCUUUAACACAUUUGACAGGAAUGAUUUCUUUAUUUUGAUGAUGUUGGUUUAUUUGUGAGGAAACCUGCUGCUUUACACCAUCACUUCUGGUCUGAGCAGGACUGAGACCUGCUGGUCUGUAAACUGGAUGUUCUUCAGUCCAGCUGAUGAAGUGAGUCUCAGAGUGGAAACACUGAUCAUCUGUUUUUCUCUCCUCAGCUGGGAGUUUUAG
This is a messenger RNA of Xyrichtys novacula (pearly razorfish), 9949 nucleotides long. Lineage: Eukaryota; Metazoa; Chordata; Actinopteri; Labriformes; Labridae. The record is from the annotation of a GenBank genome assembly.